Galendromus occidentalis (western predatory mite) is the source of this 1929-nucleotide messenger RNA. RefSeq names its product 4-hydroxybutyrate coenzyme A transferase. Bases 109 to 1503 code for a protein of 464 amino acids. Gene Ontology annotation, cellular component: mitochondrion. Gene Ontology annotation, biological process: acetate metabolic process. Lineage: Eukaryota; Metazoa; Arthropoda; Arachnida; Mesostigmata; Phytoseiidae. The transcript is spliced from 6 exons. Gene Ontology annotation, molecular function: acetate CoA-transferase activity. The record is from RefSeq and is a predicted model, not a curated record.
AUCGUCUGCUCGAACAAGCGCAGCACUAGUGGUGCUGCUGGUGGUGGUCGAAAGUUGGUGUUUGCCAUCAGAGGUUUUUCGUGAGGUGGAUUCUCCGACCGAGGCAAAAUGCUGGGAGCUGUUCAGCGCGGUCUUUCGGGCAGUCGCUCGGCUAUACGAUCCUUCUACAGUUAUUCGAGAGAACCGUUCAUGGCCCUCGAUCGUCAGCCCAAAACUGUGAGCGCAGAGGAGGCCCUCAGUGUCGUCAAGUCCGGUGACACAGUUUUCGUUCACGGCGCCGCUGCUACCCCGAGGGUCCUCGUACCAGCCCUCGCAGAACAUGGAAAGAAGGCCGGUCUGAAGGGAGUCACCGUCUGUCACAUCCAUACAGAAGGUGCCGCCGAGUAUAACGAUCCGAGCUUCGACGGGGUCUUCCGGUCCUACUCGUUCUUCACCGGGGCUAAUUGCCGAAAAGCUAUCGCUGAGGGUCGCGGAGAUUUCGUGCCUAUAUUUCUGAAUGAGAUACCUCUCGUCUUCCACCGGAAGAUCAUGCCGGUGGAUGUUGCGCUGGUUUCUGUCAGUCCUCCAGACGACCACGGUUAUUGCUCUCUGGGAACCUCCGUCGACACCGCCAGAGCUGCGCUCAUUCAUGCCAAGCACAUUGUUGGACAGGUCAACAAGAACAUGCCGCGAACUUUCGGAGAUGCCUCGGUUCAUGUUUCUCACUUCGACUCCCUCGUCGAGGGUCACGUUCCGAUGCCGGAGCACAAAGCUGCCGCGUUGACCGACGUUGAAGUGGCUAUUGGAAAACAUAUCGCACAGAAUCUUGUUGAGGAUGGGGCGACCCUGCAGAUGGGUAUCGGAUCGAUUCCCGAUGCUGUAUUGGCACAACUCGGAAACCAUAAAGACCUCGGAGUCCAUUCGGAAAUGUUCUCCGAUGGCGUCGUCGAUCUCAUGGAAACGGGCGCAAUCACCAACAACCACAAAGUCAUUCAUCAGGGCAAGUUGGUAUCGUCAUUCACCAUCGGGACCAAGAAACUCUUCAACUGGAUGCACAAUAACCCGUCGCUCCUCAUGUUGGAUGUCGGCUACACGAACAAUCCUCAAAUCAUCUGCCAGAAUCCUAAAGUGACCGCAAUUAAUUCCUGCAUCGAAGUCGACAUAACUGGACAGGUCGUCUCCGACUCGAUCGGACCCCGAAUCUAUUCCGGCUUCGGAGGACAAGUCGAUUUCCUUCGGGGUGCUGCCAUCUGUCAGGACGGACGCGGAAAACCGAUUCUCGCCAUGCCCUCGCAAACUACGAAGGGAGAGUCGAAGAUCUCUGUCUUCAACAAACUGGGAUCUGGGGUCGUCACGACCAGAGCUCAUGCGCACUACAUCGUAACGGAGCACGGAAUCGCGUCCCUUUUCGGGAAGUCGAUCCGCCAGCGUGCUCACGCCCUCAUCAACAUUGCUCAUCCCAAUCACAGAGAAAGUCUCGAGAAACAAGCAUUCGACAGACUCAAGUGUAUGCCAUCGGCAUAGUUUAGACGAAGCGAGAGAAUUCGAGAGGAAAAUUCUGAGAUUGAAUGACUUCAGAGGUGGGGUGGAGCGAGCAGAACUUCUCUCAUUGAGAAGCUCGUCUUGUUGCAGCGUGGUUUCAAUAUUCCGAUUUUCAAUUGGCCGGCUACUGUACAAACCUGAAGAGAUCGAUUGUAGUGAGAGAAAAUGCGACCGAUUGACUGCGAUGGUAGAGAUCAUGUCUGAGGAUCCCCGUAUCUGAUAGAAGAUUCUAUCCGUAGCAAUAUGCACACAUAGUAACGUUAGGUCUGCAUCGACGGUGUCAGAUCGCGAAUCGGAUCGUUUGUCCAUCCGUCCGACGGCGCAGCGUCUUCUUUAAUUGAGGCAGGGAAGCCAAUCGAACCCGGUUGAUCGAGGACAGAAUAAAAUCACGCUGGUAUGGACAUGACC